Orcinus orca (killer whale) is the source of this 1592-nucleotide messenger RNA. It is a transcript of the gene LIPA, whose product is annotated as lipase A, lysosomal acid type. The transcript has 10 exons. NCBI's taxonomy places the organism in Eukaryota, Metazoa, Chordata, Mammalia, Artiodactyla, Delphinidae. Gene Ontology annotation, biological process: sterol metabolic process. The record is from RefSeq and is a predicted model, not a curated record. Gene Ontology annotation, molecular function: sterol ester esterase activity. Bases 314 to 1513 code for a protein of 399 amino acids. Gene Ontology annotation, cellular component: intracellular membrane-bounded organelle.
GGUGCGGCCUGCAGGUGUAGCUGGUAAUCGACUCCGCCGGGGAGGAGGCCGCAGGGCGCCGCACCUCUUGGUCCAUGGCGCAUGCUCCGCUUCAGCGGAGGACCCUCUCAGAAGCGGCGGCGGCGCUAGGCCUGGGCGGUGUCUCCGCGGCACUUCCCGGCGGCCGGCUGCUCUGAUUGGGGGCGCUGGUAGCCGGAGGCGGGAGCUGGCCCUGGCGUCCAGCCGUCACCGCCUCCUCCAGGUCCCAGCCGGGGACCCAGUCCCGCGAGCUGGCACUGCGGCUGUGGACAGCGGCCCGGGAGGAUUGCUCAGAAUGAAAAUGUGGCUCUGGUGUUUGGUGGUCUGUUUGGUCCUUGGGACCCUGCAUUCCGAGGUAUCUAGAGGGAAUCUGGCACCUGUGGAUCCUGAAACAAAUAUGAAUGUGAGUGAAAUUAUCUCUCACUGGGGAUUCCCUAGUGAGGAACACCUAGUUGUGACAGAAGAUGGAUAUAUUCUUUGCCUUAACCGAAUCCCCCACGGGAGGAAGAACCAUUCUGACAGAGGUCCCAAACCAGUUGUGUUCCUGCAGCAUGGCUUGCUGGCAGAUUCCAGUAACUGGGUCACAAACCUGCCCAACAGCAGCCUGGGCUUCAUUCUGGCAGACGCGGGUUUUGAUGUGUGGAUGGGGAACAGCAGGGGAAACACCUGGUCUCGGAAACACAAGACCCUCUCCAUAGACCAAGAUGAGUUCUGGGCCUUCAGUUACGAUGAGAUGGCAAAUUAUGACCUACCAGCUUCAAUUAACUUCAUUCUGAAUAAAACUGGCCAAGAGCAAGUGUAUUAUGUGGGCCAUUCUCAAGGCACCACGAUAGGUUUCAUAGCAUUUUCACGGAUCCCGGAGCUGGCCAAAAAGAUUAAAAUGUUUUUUGCCCUGGCUCCCGUGACCUCAGCCCAGUUCGCUACUAGCCCUCUAGUUAAAUUAGGACGAUUUUCAGAUCUUCUCAUUAAGGACUUAUUUGGGGUUAAAGAAUUUCUUCCCCAGAGUAUGUUUGUGAAGUGGCUGAGUACACAUGUUUGUACUCAUGUCAUUCUGAAGGAGCUUUGCGGAAAUGUCUUUUUUGUUAUGUGUGGAUUUAAUGAGAGAAAUUUAAAUAUGUCUAGAGUGGCUGUGUAUGCCACACACUGUCCUGCCGGAACUUCUGUGCAAAAUAUGUUACACUGGAGCCAGCUUGUUAAAUUGCAGAAGUUUCAAGCCUUCGACUGGGGAAGUAGUGCCAAGAAUUAUUUUCAUUACAACCAGAGUUACCCUCCCUCUUACAAUGUGAGAGACAUGCCGGUGCGGACCGCUGUCUGGAGUGGGGGGCAGGACUGGCUCGCAGACGUCAGCGACGUCAGUGUCUUACUGACCCAGAUCUCCAACUUGGUGUACCACAAGCACAUUCCUGAGUGGGAGCAUCUCGACUUCAUCUGGGGCUUGGAUGCCCCGUGGCGGCUCUAUAAUGAAAUAAUAAGUCUAAUGAGGAAGUAUCAGUGAACGCCAGGCUGGAGACAUUUACUGUCAAGUCAUGUUAAAUCUGUUUGCUUAAUUUCUCUAAAUAUACUUGUUUUCCUUU